AUGCAGGAAACCCUAGCGACAUCGACCUUGUUGUUGGUCCCCAGCCGAUCCUCAAUCUCCAUGCAGGACAAGUUCUCCACUGCAGGCCAGACUUCGAGUGCAGGCCCCCAGCCCUCAAAGCCCUCAAUCAUCCCACCCCAUAGCAAGUCCAAGGGCUGGAAUUCUGGGACCAAAGUACGUCGGAUGCGCCGGAUUAUAGCCGAGGAUCCCGAGUGGUCCCUGGCCACCGUUCCCCUCCUCACAGAGCUCUGCAUUCAGCACAUCGUCAAGAACUUCCACAACAACCCUAUCCUGAAGCGGCUGCUUCCAGAGCACCAGCAGAAGGUGCUGAACCACUUGUCACCCGACCUGCCGCUGGCAGUGACCGCCAACCUGAUCGACGACGAGAACUACUGGCGCCGCUGCUGCGAGCAGCGCUGGCCCGUGUGCCACGUGGCCAGGCACGGCGGCAGCUGGAAGCGCCUGUUCUUCGAGCGGCACCUGGGGAACCUGAUCAAACAGUUCAUCCCGAGCACCACGGACCCUGCCGUGAUCCUCGACCUGCUGCCGCUCUGCGGAAACUACGUGCGCGGGCUGCGCGUGGACCAGUUCCUUCCGCCGGUGCGGCUCCCGCCCCAACCCCGGAGCGGGGAGCUGUCCGACUCCGGCAGCGAGGUGGAGAUGGAGGAGCCCGCCACGGACCACUACCAGCUGUGUGACUUGGUGGCUGGCCUGAGCCACCUGGAGGAGCUGGACCUGGUGUACGGGGUCAAGGACUGUGGCAUGAACUUUGAGUGGAACCUCUUCCUCUUCACCUACCGGGACUGCCACUCGCUGGCGGCCACCAUCAAGGCAUGCCACACCCUCAAGAUCUUCAGGCUGACCCGAAGCAAGGUGAACGAUGACAAGGCCCGCAUCCUAAUUCGUAGCCUCCUAGAUCACCCUGCCCUUGAGGAGCUGGACCUGUCGCACAACCUCAUCGGUGAUCGGGGCGCACGUGCUGCAGCCAAGCUGCUGAGCCACAGCCACUUACGCGUGCUCAACAUGGCCAACAACCAGGUGCGGGCACCUGGUGCCCAGUCUCUGGCUCACGCCCUAGCACACAACACCAGCCUCAUUUCCCUCAACCUGCGCCUCAACUGCAUCGAGGAUGAGGGCGGCCAGGCACUUGCCCAUGCCUUGCAGACCAACAGGUGCCUCACCACCCUGCACCUCGGGGGCAAUGAACUGUCUGAGCCCACUGCCACGCUGCUGUCCCAGGUGCUUGCCGUCAACACCACGCUCACCAGCAUCAACCUCUCCUGCAACCACAUCGGGCUGGAUGGCGGGAAGCAGCUCCUGGAAGGCAUGUUAGAAAACAAGACCCUCCUGGAGUUUGACCUGCGCCUGUCAGAUGUAGCCCAGGAGAGCGAGUACCUCAUUGGCCAGGCCCUCUGUGCCAACCGGGAAGCUGCCCGCCAGCGGACCUUGAAUCCUGGCCAAUUCAUGUCCCCAAUCAUUGCCAAGGGCCCUGAGAACCCUGUGGGAUAA
Messenger RNA from Enhydra lutris kenyoni (northern sea otter), 1509 nucleotides. Its product is annotated as t-complex-associated-testis-expressed 1. Gene Ontology annotation, cellular component: sperm flagellum. NCBI's taxonomy places the organism in Eukaryota, Metazoa, Chordata, Mammalia, Carnivora, Mustelidae. Gene Ontology annotation, biological process: flagellated sperm motility. The transcript is spliced from 4 exons. The record is from RefSeq and is a predicted model, not a curated record. The coding region runs from base 1 to 1509 and encodes 502 amino acids. Gene Ontology annotation, molecular function: protein binding.